AUGUCAGAAUUGCUGGCAUUUGCAAAUUGCUAUCAGCAGAUCCUGAAAACAGAUGAUCUCAAGGAACAAGCUCUUAGAGAAGAAACAUAUGGAGAGGAAAAAUGUGACUUUCAAGGUGGGGAUUCACAAAGAGAGAAAGGACCCCAAAGUCGACAUCGACACCCUUUAUCAAAAGGUUACCUAGCCAAGGUUGACUGUGCCAAGGUUGACUGUGCCAAGGCUGACUGUGCCAAGGCUGACUGUGCCAAGGCUGACUGUGCCAAGGCUGACUGUGCCAAGGCUGACUGUGCCAAGGCUGACUGUGCCAAGGCUGACUGUGCCAAGGCUGACUGUGCCAAGGCUGACUGUGCCAAGGCUGACUGUGCCAAGGCUGACUGUGCCAAGGCUGACUGUGCCAAGGCUGACUGUGCCAAGGCUGACUGUGCCAAGGCUGACUCUGCCAAGGCUGACUGUGCCAAGGCUGACUGUGCCAAGGCUGACUGUGCCAAGGCUGACUGUGCCAAGGCUGACUGUGCCAAGGCUGACUGUGCCAAGGCUGACU
Molecule: messenger RNA, 541 nt
Organism: Rhopilema esculentum
Lineage: Eukaryota; Metazoa; Cnidaria; Scyphozoa; Rhizostomeae; Rhizostomatidae
Source: RefSeq, a predicted model, not a curated record